This is a messenger RNA of Pristis pectinata (smalltooth sawfish), 1339 nucleotides long. RefSeq names its product 6-pyruvoyltetrahydropterin synthase (gene pts). Gene Ontology annotation, biological process: tetrahydrobiopterin biosynthetic process. Gene Ontology annotation, molecular function: 6-pyruvoyltetrahydropterin synthase activity. The transcript is spliced from 6 exons. Gene Ontology annotation, cellular component: mitochondrion. The record is from RefSeq and is a predicted model, not a curated record. Lineage: Eukaryota; Metazoa; Chordata; Chondrichthyes; Rhinopristiformes; Pristidae. The coding region runs from base 82 to 531 and encodes 149 amino acids.
GUAGCCUUGUAUUAUUGAGCGUGAUUGACGUGUGCAAGGCUGCAGCCAGCUCCAAUCCGAUAGGAGAUUAUAGCAGUAGAAAUGGAGGCUGGAGAGCUGGAAAACGGAGCAAGAGCUCGCAGGGUGGUGCGGGUCACAAGAGUGGAGUCUUUCUGUGCAGCUCAUCACCUCCACAGUAAUUUCUUGAGUGCUGAAGAUAACAAGAGAAUUUUUGGAAAGUGCAACAACCCAAAUGGCCAUGGUCAUAACUACAAAGUGGAAGUUACCGUUUGCGGUGAGGUCAAUCCAGUCACUGGUAUGGUGAUUAAUAUCACAGAACUGAAGGAACACUUGCAGGAAGUAAUUAUGAAACAACUUGACCAUAAGAACCUGGACAAAGAUGUUCCGUACUUUGCGAAUCUUGUUAGUACCACUGAAAAUGUAGCUAUCUACAUCUGGGAAAAUCUACAGAGACGCCUACCACCGAAUCUACUCUAUGAAGUAAAGGUGUAUGAGACUGAUAAGAACAUUGUUGUUUACCGUGGAGAAUAAGAAAAAUCCUGUUGCGUUCUGGUAGUGUUGUCAUUGUACUGAGUUUUACUUGACCCAGAAUUUAACCCACCACACAAAAGGCCCUGCAUUGUACCUUUGCUGCUUCUGGUCCAUUAAAUUCUGUUGACUUUUGCAAAUAAUUUACUAAGAUUAAAGAUGGGAACUCCGAAAGGUUCCACAGGUCCAUGUUGACAUCCAGUUGUUGCUGAAAAGACACCAGUGUUCCCGCAGCCGCUGCUGACACUGAAAGUUCAUUCCAUUUGUUCACUCUUUGGCUGAAGAGGAAUUUUACUGAUAUUUGAAUUUAUAUCUACUUGCCCUACUCCUGCUACCUGACUUAAAGUAACUUUACUCAGCGUGUGGUCAUUGUUUAACUGAACAGUAACAAAAUAAAUAGAUUGUUACUAGUAUCACUGAAAUCCUGAAAGAGAAAAGACAGGAGAAGCUAUGAAAAUGGAUUUAUGCCAUCAAUGAAAAUUAUAUUCUGAAUCUUUGAACUGUGGCUUUGAAUUGUGGCUCAAAUACAAGAACUGCAACCUAAAUCCAUUUCUCAUAAAGAUACUUCUGCAUUUUGAAAUCAAUGCUGCAGCAGUUGGUCAAAACCACUUAUACAUAGUAUUGAUGGAGCCAAAGAAUACUGAAAAACAAUGUGGGAGAAAUUACUUUCACACAGCAAAUAAAUGCAUAUCAAAGCUAAAUGAGGGAAAAUGGACUUACAAAGCAUUAAUAGGUAAUCUAAAGUAAAAUUCAAUGGCUGUUGUAGUAUAAAUUAUUUUUAAACAUUGAUAAUAAAUAUUUCUAAUUGCUA